GAGAAAAGUAAGCCAUAACAACACCUUGUGAGUUAUGACUCUUGAGAGAUCGCUCUUAUAUUAAUUCAACUCCCUUUCUCAGUUGCUACUUCAUUUUCUCAGCUUCUCUAUCAAACUUAUUACUCUCUCUCUCUCUCUCUCUGUUUACAUCUAUUCUACCAAAGCAUCUAUCUUCUACAAAUCCAUUCAUAGUCAUCACUGCUCAUUGCUGACACUUUACCUAGGACAGCAAACUUACUGCUUUAGGAAAAUUUCUUCCUCAUUGUUGUUCAGUCUUUCUCCAAAUGGGGAGGCACUCUUGCUGUUACAAGCAGAAGUUAAGGAAAGGUUUAUGGUCACCUGAGGAGGAUGAGAAGCUUUUAAGGCAUAUUACUAAGUAUGGCCAUGGAUGUUGGAGCUCUGUCCCUAAGCAAGCUGGUCUACAGAGGUGUGGGAAGAGUUGCAGAUUGAGAUGGAUUAAUUACUUGAGGCCUGAUUUGAAAAGAGGCACAUUCUCACAAGAAGAAGAGAACCUUAUUGUUGAACUUCAUGCAGUUUUGGGGAAUAGGUGGUCUCAGAUUGCAGCACAAUUACCUGGAAGAACCGACAAUGAAAUUAAGAAUUUAUGGAACUCUUGCUUAAAGAAGAAGCUGAGGCAAAGGGGCAUUGAUCCUGUAACACACAAGCCACUUUCCGAAAUAGAAAAUGGAGAAGACAAGAAUCAACCGACAAACAGCUUAGACAAAUCCUCUGUGGUAUCUAGUGAAUUGAAUCUCCUCAACACAGAAAAUGCAAAGCCAAGUUCAACUUCACUUGCUGCACAAGCCUAUCAGUUGGAAAUAGAAGGCUCGAAAGCAAUAGAUGGCAACAACAUGAACAAUAAUUUGAUGACAUCUGUAUCCAGCAAAGAUAAUUUCUUCCCAUAUAGGUUUCCAAGUUCAAACCAUGAAAGCACCAUCGCCAACAGCCAGCCUUUAGAUUCAGUGGGGCAUUUCCCCCUUCAACAAUUGAAUUGUACAUCUAAUGCUAGGCUCUCAACAACUUCUAAUCCCACUCUUUGGUUUAUGCAAACCAGCAAAUCUUUAGACAUGAAUUCUGAAUUCUCUUCAAAUGCUAUUUCAACCAUUCUCUCUCCUAUUUCUACCUCAUUCCUUUCAACGCCACCGAUGAAUUUCAAGACUACUUUAACUCUUCCCUCUGAUACUCAUUCAAUGCCCUCUUUUAAUGUCAAUGGAUCCCGCUUCUGGGAAACUGGUGCCCCCAGUAGUAACAGUAAUAGCAGCAAUCUAACUGUCAGCAGUAGCAGCACUGAGUUACAGAGCAGCAGUUCCUUCUUUGAGAACAGUAUCUUCCCAUGGGGAUUGGCAGAUUGUAGCUCAUCAGAAAAAGAGGGUCAAAUUAAUCUUAUGGAAAGCCAACCUGAAGACAUUAAGUGGCCUGAAUAUUUCCAAAACCCAUCAUUACUAAUGGCGGCUGCUUUACAAAAUCAGACUCCACAAUCUUUAUACAAUGAGAUAAAAUCAGAAACACAUUUCCUGGCGGAUACUUCAAGCGGUAUUUGGCCUCAUAACCAGCAGCAACAAGAAAAUUUACAAAAUUCUGAUAUAUGUGUUAAGGAGAUCCAGAGACUUACUGCCACCUACGGAAAUAUUUAGCCUGCAUUCAUGAGAAGCCUCUAAUUGAAGCAAGAAGGAAGGGGCUUAAACAAAUGUUGUUUUUUGUUUUUAUUUUUAUUUUUUUUACAUCAAGUGAGUGCCAAAGAUUUUUCUUUUGUAUAUAAGUCUGAUACAAACAUUUCUCACCCUCUGGUUUCAGAAAAUUUACCCAAAAAAAAAAAAAA
Pistacia vera is the source of this 1819-nucleotide messenger RNA. RefSeq names its product transcription factor MYB61. The record is from RefSeq and is a predicted model, not a curated record. Bases 285 to 1634 code for a protein of 449 amino acids. NCBI's taxonomy places the organism in Eukaryota, Viridiplantae, Streptophyta, Magnoliopsida, Sapindales, Anacardiaceae. The transcript is spliced from 3 exons. Gene Ontology annotation, biological process: regulation of stomatal movement.